Messenger RNA from Pseudovirgaria hyperparasitica, 2277 nucleotides. Its product is annotated as trimeric LpxA-like protein. The record is from RefSeq and is a predicted model, not a curated record. Lineage: Eukaryota; Fungi; Ascomycota; Dothideomycetes; Acrospermales; Acrospermaceae. The coding region runs from base 164 to 2149 and encodes 661 amino acids. Gene Ontology annotation, biological process: regulation of DNA-templated transcription. The transcript is spliced from 6 exons. Gene Ontology annotation, molecular function: acetyltransferase activity; zinc ion binding; DNA-binding transcription factor activity, RNA polymerase II-specific.
CACAUCUGAGCAAGAUAAUAUACCCGUCACGUACAACUUCGAGCACACCACGCAACCUGAGCCCUGGACAUCUGCCAUCUACGAAACUCAAAGUCGUCGGCACCCUAGUCUGGCUCCUUCUGUUCUCUGUCCGGUCGGCGGACAUCAACACAGUAACGCGCAAAUGAUGCCGUCUAUUGCGCAAGCACCCCUAACCAACGGAGCUGAUCUGAUACACAAAGAGAAGGCCAUCGAUACCAACGCAUACGCUACUUCCUCUGGAUUUACUGCUGUAAACGGUCGGACUUCGGGCUCUCCGCCACGAUCAGCUCCUCAAACGAAUGGAUCCCACGGGACCUAUCACACAGCACGCUCAAACUCCCUACCAAACUCAGAGGGCGACGAAAGACCGGCAGUAAAAGGCUCAGAUACCACGCAAACCGCUUGGACUUUCACAAACGGGUUUGCCUCCCAUCGUGCGUCCCAGGCCACAAACGACACGGAAGACAACAGUUCAAGUACGCAUAAGCGCAAGCGGUCUGGUACAGACGACACCUCAUUCACCGGUGCCGCUGUAUCUUCUGAACAGGCCAGGCGCAAAGUCGAUGGUUACGAAUCUUCAAUCAGCCCGCGUUCACCACGUAGCACAAACAACCUGUCCAGCAUCCCACAUUCAGCUCCACACUCUGGAACGACUGGCUACGGUUCUGGUCCCUGGCUCGAUCGGGAGAGGCCAGAUACUUUGGCAUCAGAAUCUAGAAUGGCAGAGUCUCAAGAUCGAAUGCACUCACCCACGCAGAGAUCUGUCGACUACGAGAAUGGCGAUGAUUCAGUCACCCAGGACCACAAUGAGCCAAGCAGCACCACCGAACUCACCAGAGCUGGAGUGCAGGUCGAUCCGAAGAAGCGUAAACGGCAAUUUGCCAACCGAACAAAGACUGGAUGUCAAACCUGCAGAAGACGCAAGAAGAAGUGCGACGAAGCCAAACCAGAAUGCAGCAAUUGCAUUCGUGGUGGAUUUGUCUGCGAAGGCUACCACCAAUUGAAAUCACAAGGGCCGAGACCAAGCACGAGCCGCGGGCCGAUGCCCAUCCAGGCAAAGGACGAAUACAACCCUACGUCUGUGUUCAGACCACAUGUCCCUCGGGAGCAGCACGAAGCAACCUACAAUGAAGGGAACAGAGGUCGUCCAAUUGUCGUCGACGACAACAACAACAGCAACGCCGCAGCUCGACAGCCUUGGUCCUCGUGGCCUGAGCCGCAUUCUAGGUCGCAUACACAUCCGCCUCCCCCUGCCACUUAUGCUGAAGCUUCUCAUGAUCCACGAGCGACUACGAAACAAUACUAUGAUGCUCCCCCAUUGGCCCCACAACAACGACCACCUCCCAACCAGCAGUAUGGACAUCCACCCCCAUCCAUGCAUCAGUCUGCAAGCACAGUCGCACAGAUGGCACUUCAACACACAUCUUCCACAUCUCACUAUCAACCUCCCGCCCGUCAGCAACCGCCACCACCUCCUCCUCUGGAGUCCGAAAAGUCGAAGAUGCUAAAGGGUGAACCGUACCUGCUUUUUGCCCCACAAUUGGUUGACGAGCGAGAACAAUGCAAAUCAGCCCUGUGGCGCUUCAACAAUGCCCAGAAUCCGGCGAUGGGCGUGUCACGCGAAGAAAGAGUCCGGCAAUUCCGUGCCAUCAUGGACUCGCCCAACACCCGACGUGAGGAACAACCCCGUGGAUCCGUGGGCAAGGAUGUCCAGGUGGAAGCACCGUUCAAUUGUGAAUACGGCUACAACAUCCACAUUGCCGACAACGUUGUCAUUGGUUCAAAUUGCACAAUUCUGGAUCCCUGCCAGAUUACCAUCGGCGCAAGGUCGGUCAUUGGACCAAACGUGAACAUUUUGGGCAACACAGUAGCUGUCCAUCCAAGAGACCGUGCGGGCAGCAAAGGCACGGCCAUUGGAGUGGUUAUCAGAAUCGAAGAAGAUUGUUUCAUCGGCGCGAACGUCACGAUCGUGGCCCGGAAAGGUAAACCCAUUACUAUCGGGAAAGGGACCACUAUCGGAGCGGGGUCGGUAGUUUGCAAGACUUUCCCCAAGUACACAGUAGUGGCUGGAAACCCUGCUCAGGUCCUGCGUGGAGUCUGGGACCCUGAUGAGCGUGGUCGCCCCUAGACGAGAAGUAUGAGGCAUAGACACCCGUCUUGGAGCAUCCCAAAUAUCCGCGAUCAGUUCUCGAAGGAAUCAAGGCUCAGUCGAUCAUACAUACAGCUCUCGUCGUCACCGAUUUCGCGUUCAAAACU